UCAAAUAACAUCAACUUCCUCGUUCAAAGACCAAAAAAGUCUUUCUUUCCCAAACCUGCCCUCGACAAGCUGAAAAAUGCCGCUCAAGCUGUUGGACGCCACCAUCUCCAACUUUGACACUGUGUUUGAGAAAUUCCGAUCAGAAGCUCCGAAGAACAAAGCCAAUCUCAUCCUCUUCGUGGCUGACAAAGACCCUUCCACUUCUCUCAGCUGGUGCCCUGAUUGUGUGAGAGCUGAACCAGUAAUCUACAAGAAGCUGGAAUCGGCCUCCGAUGAUAUUGCACUUUUAAGAGCAUAUGUGGGAGAUAGACCAACAUGGAGGAAUCCCCAACACCCUUGGAGAGUAGACUCAAGGUUUAAACUGACCGGAGUUCCAACACUUGUUCUGUGGGAGAAUGAUGCUAUCAAAGGUCGCCUUGAAGACCAUGAAGCACACAUUGAAAGCAAAAUCGAUGCCCUUGUUGCCAGUAAUUAAGUUCAAACUCUUUCAUGUGUAAGGUAUAUGAUUAAGAAUUCCAUAUAUUUCAUGGACCAUCCUCCUUAGAAAUGUUAUAUCUUCUAUGAGUGGCAGCAAGGAAAUAAAGUUUUAAAUAAGCUUCCUUCUUAAAACAUAAGUAGUGGUUUGUAUAAUAUAUAUAGUAUAUUGGUAUUA
Messenger RNA from Ziziphus jujuba (common jujube), 652 nucleotides. Its product is annotated as thioredoxin-like protein Clot. The transcript is spliced from 2 exons. Gene Ontology annotation, molecular function: protein-disulfide reductase [NAD(P)H] activity. Lineage: Eukaryota; Viridiplantae; Streptophyta; Magnoliopsida; Rosales; Rhamnaceae. Bases 77 to 475 code for a protein of 132 amino acids. The record is from RefSeq and is a predicted model, not a curated record. Gene Ontology annotation, cellular component: cytosol.